This is a messenger RNA of Chanos chanos (milkfish), 2927 nucleotides long. RefSeq names its product WD repeat domain 59 (gene wdr59). Bases 3 to 2927 code for a protein of 974 amino acids. The transcript has 26 exons. The record is from RefSeq and is a predicted model, not a curated record. NCBI's taxonomy places the organism in Eukaryota, Metazoa, Chordata, Actinopteri, Gonorynchiformes, Chanidae. Gene Ontology annotation, cellular component: Seh1-associated complex; vacuolar membrane. Gene Ontology annotation, biological process: cellular response to amino acid starvation; positive regulation of TORC1 signaling. Gene Ontology annotation, molecular function: signaling adaptor activity; protein binding.
AGAUGGCGGCCCGCUGGAGUAGUGAGAAUGUUGUGGUGGAGUUUAGAGACGCACAGGCAACUGCGAUGUCAGUGGAUUGCUUGGGUCGUCAUGCUGUGUUGUCUGGGCGGCGGUUCUUAUAUGUAGUGAACUUGGAGAUGCCCUCCGAGGCUCCACGGAAAAUCGGGCGUCAGAGCAAAUGGGAUGUGGGGACUGUGCAGUGGAAUCCUCACAGAACAGAGGCGCAUUUAUUUGCUGCAUCGAGUAACCAGCGUGUGGACCUGUACGUGUGGCAGGAUGGGUGUGGAGAGGCUCACACAUCCUUGCUGGGUCAUACACGUGUCAUAAGUGACUUAGACUGGUCCUGGUUUGAACCUGAAUUCCUUGUCACAAGCUCUGUGGACACAUAUAUCUACAUAUGGGACACUAGAGACACUCGUAAACCCACCGUCGCCUUGUCUGCUGUGGCUGGGGCAUCCCAGGUGAAAUGGAACAGGCGAAAUCAGUACUGCUUGGCCUCCAGUCAUGAUGGCGACGUGAGAAUCUGGGAUAAAAGGAAACCCAACACUGCCGUGGAGUAUGUGGCUGCUCACCUUUCUAAAAUCCAUGGCCUGGACUGGCACCCUGACAAUGAAUAUAUUCUUGCAACCUCCAGUCAGGAUAACUCAGUGCGGUUCUGGGACUAUAGACAGCCUCGGAAGUACUUGAAUAUCCUGUCUUGCCAGGUCCCUGUGUGGAAAGCAAGAUAUACACCUUUCUCUAACGGGCUGGUGACAGUGAUGGUUCCCCAGCUCCGGCGGGAGAACAGCUUAUUGCUGUGGAGCACGCUGGACCUCAACAGCCCAGUUCAUGCCUUUGUGGGACAUGAUGAUGUAGUGCUAGAGUUUCAGUGGAGACCACAGAAAGAGGGUUCUAAAGACUGCCAGCUUGUCACAUGGUCCAGAGAUCAGACCCUGAGAAUCUGGAGGGUAGAUCCUCAGUUACAGAAGCUCUGUGCUAGUGAUAUUGUGGAGGAGCUGAUGGAUGGUCUGACUCUGGCCACAGACUCAGAGAAAACUCUCCGCUCACAGGACUCUGAAGCCCCGCUUAGCCCCAGUCUCAAUGCUGAUGAGUCCCAUGAUCAACAGGAAGGUGUGCAGUCCAGCCUCUCGACAAGCAGCAGGCAUGACGCGCCAGGCCUGCCCCAGACACUGCAGCAGGAGUUCUCUCUGGUCAACCUGCAGAUCCGUAACGUUAAUGUGGAGAUGGAUGCCGUUAACCGGAGCUGUUUUGUGUCAGCUCAUUGUGGAGCGAACCGUGUCCGGCUUGUGGUCAAGUUCCCAGCACAGUACCCCAACAACGCUGCACCAUCAUUCCAGUUUGUUUCCCCGACCACCAUUUCUUCUUCCAUGAAAACCAAAAUACAGAAGAUCCUGACCGACACAUCACUGCAGAAGGUGAAGAGAAACCAGAACUGCCUGGAGCCCUGUGUGAGGCAGCUGGUGUCCUGCUUGGAGUCAGAUAUAGUCAGUGCAUCAGAAGAUGGCACCAACCCUUACAUCCUCACAAACCCAGUAACCCCAGCUCUGCCUGCCUUCCCACGCGUCACAAACACCUACGGCUCUUACCAGGACGCCAACAUCCCUUUCCCCCGCACCUCCGGGGCUCGCUUCUGUGGCACAGGUUUUCUGGUGUAUUUCACACGGCCCAUGACGAUGCACCGCACUGCCCCCCCGACGGAGCCCACACCCAGGUCACUGUCCGCUCUUUCUGCAUACCACAGUGGGGUCAUGACCCCCAUGAAAAUGCGCUCAGAGUCCCAAGCCACGCUAAGACUUUACAGCGGCAGUCCUACACGCACAGACAAAGAGCAGGUUUCCAUCUCCUCCUUCUACUACAAGGAACGGAAAUCACGACGCUGGAAAGGCAAACGAGAGGGAACAGACUGCAGUAACAGACCAAUUAAACUGGCUGGCAAAGUUAUCAUUCAGGAGGUCUCUUGUCUGCUGCCCGUACACAAAGCCCUUGGGGAGACCUAUGUCCUUAAUGUAAACGACAUACAGGACACCUGUCAGAAGAAUGCAGCAGCAGCUCUGGCCAUUGGCCGUAGAGAUCUGGCCAAGGUGUGGGCCCUUGCCUCUGCUGCCACCAGCCUUGAUCUGAGCCCCGACUCUGAACCUGACGCUGACACUCCCUGGGCAAGACAUCCUUUUGGGAGACACUUGCUAGAGACACUGCUGGAUCACUACAGUCACAUGAGUGAUGUGCAGAGCUUGGCCAUGCUGUGUAGUGUAUUCAGAGGGCAGGGAAGCCCUCAUGAUUCCUUCACUCUGUAUGGACAUCAGAACCCGCGCUCUUCUGUUCUCGCCCUACACCACCUACGAUACCCCAGCUAUACCUCAAGCUCAGUCACAUCUGGCUCCUGCUCCAGCACCUCUGACUCCACCACCACUACUUGGAACAUGAUUGGGAGGGAUUCCGAACACAUUCCCCCCUGGGGGGAGUCCUCUCCAGAUGACUAUCGCUAUGGUAACCAGGUUUACACUGACCCAAGGGAACGAGAGAAAGAACAGCAUGACAUGAAUAAAAGAUUGCUGGAUCCAGCUAACACCUUGCAGUUUGAUGACUUUAAGAAGUGUUAUGGUGAGAUCCUUCACCGCUGGGGCUUGAAGGAGAAAAGAGCUGAAGUGCUUAAGUUUGUCUCUUGUCCCCCAGAGCCGCACAAGGGCAUAGAAUUUGGCGUGUAUUGCUGUCAUUGUCGCAGCCAAGCAAGGGGCACCCAGUGUGCCGUGUGCAAACGCUUCACCUUCCAGUGUGCGAUCUGCCAUGUGGCUGUGCGAGGCUCCUCCAACUUUUGCCUGAGCUGUGGACAUGGUGGCCACACCAGCCACAUGAUGGAAUGGUUCCGCUCACAAGAGGUGUGCCCUGCAGGCUGUGGCUGCCACUGCCUGCUGCAGAGCACUUUCUGA